Chaetomium strumarium is the source of this 1443-nucleotide messenger RNA. RefSeq lists its product as uncharacterized. Bases 1 to 1443 code for a protein of 480 amino acids. The record is from RefSeq and is a predicted model, not a curated record. The transcript has 3 exons. NCBI's taxonomy places the organism in Eukaryota, Fungi, Ascomycota, Sordariomycetes, Sordariales, Chaetomiaceae.
AUGGCGUCCUCCGAUCUAACGACCCCAAAGUUGACUGUUAACGAUAUCCUCGGAUUCAGCGACGCGGAGCUCGUGCAGUACAUGAAGCAAAACCGCCGUGAUGAUGGCGGGUUUGGUCUCGAGUUCGACGGUUGGGAGAAUCUGGCCGAGGAGCAGCGCGACCAGCUGGCUCAGCGAUUGAAGGCCGGGGCGCUUCAGGCCAAUGACAAGACGAAGUCCCGCCCGGUCGACUUGGACGUUGUCGCCGCACGACUGCGUGAAAUCUCCGACAACCAAGACGCGCUGCCGCCAACAAAAGAAGCCGAGACGAAUGCGUACCACGAACUGGUCAAGGGCGGCGGCCGCCCGCUCUAUCCAAUCAGUCUUCGGGAGGAGGUGCUGAACAAUCCCGAAGGACAUCGCGAGAUGCUGCUGCCAUGGCAGUCUCGUCCAAAUCCGAGCAGACUCGACGGGAACUUGUUCCGCGUACAACUGGUGAGGUGGAAGGCUUUCCGCAAUUGGCAGAAAUACAACCGAGGUAUAUACAACAAGGAAGAGGAGUUUGCUGCCUAUUUUGAGGAAGAGAGGCGCAGAAAGGCAGAGGUAGAAGCCAACAUGAGCAGAUCCAGACGGCGAGACCAUGAGGCUUCUAAGAGACGGUAUGUUGAGCGGCUUCGGGUUAAGUUCAAGAAAAUGCAAGAGGAGAAGGGCGUUGAUGAUGGGGAGGCAGGAUUUCUAGCUUUUGUCGAGGAGGAGAAGCGGCAAGACUUAGAGGCCGGAACGUGGUGGCCCGGGAUGACAGACGACGAAUAUCGACAGACGCUCAGGGUCUGGUUUAAUAGGGAUGAGUACUGGCGCUACCGAGAGUACUUUUUGUGGUUGCGCGAGGACAACGGCCGGGGCGGGUUUCCCGAAUAUGUUGCCGAGGCCAAGCGCCGCCUCGCAAAACACGGCUUUACGCGGACCUUCCAGCUCGAUAAAGACCCGGCACGACAAGACAAGCUAACGACAUGGAUCGAAUACCUCAAUUACGAGUACUCGUGGCACGAUCGAUACGAGCGUUCCAUCAAGCGGCUGCGGCCAGAGUACGAUGAAGCCUGGAAGAAGCUGGUAGACUCUGGAGUGUUACGGCCGGGGGAGACGGACCAGACCGUACGCAUAACCGAAGCUGCGUUUCGACGUGCGAGCGAAAGAGAGCAGGCCGAUGAGGCUGUAGCAUCCGCCGUAGCGGCCGCCAAAGCAGCUUUGUCAGAGACGGAGAGAGCCAAGACUGGGCGCUCAAGGUUCACCACGCAAGAGCGCAAACAGAAAUUAGCAGCAGCUCACUCCAGGCUAAUCGCGGCCAAGGAGGCGCUCCGGAUGGUCAAGAGGCGAAACGAUCUCAUCAUAGAGUUCAUCAAGGGAACGUGGACCUACCGAGAGCAGAAGAAAAAUCUAUACCUUCAGCAUCUUCUACUGCAAUAG